Messenger RNA from Adelges cooleyi (spruce gall adelgid), 4305 nucleotides. It is a transcript of the gene FER, whose product is annotated as tyrosine-protein kinase Fer. Gene Ontology annotation, molecular function: ATP binding; non-membrane spanning protein tyrosine kinase activity. Gene Ontology annotation, biological process: peptidyl-tyrosine phosphorylation. The record is from RefSeq and is a predicted model, not a curated record. The transcript is spliced from 15 exons. NCBI's taxonomy places the organism in Eukaryota, Metazoa, Arthropoda, Insecta, Hemiptera, Adelgidae. Bases 328 to 3102 code for a protein of 924 amino acids.
CGCUCUUUGGUAGACCGUCGCGACGCGGACGCGGGACGCAGGUUAGUCGGGUUCGGGUUUUGUGCGGUGUAGUCUGUGUCCGUGGUAUAGUUCGUUCCUGUCGUGUUCGGUGCUCGUUGUAGUUAGUUAUUGUUUUCAAUAAAGUGUACUAUCGGGUUUUUUUAAAACUUAAUGAAAUAAUAAUCGGACUGUUGUCGUUUCGAGUCCGACUAUUUGUGUUUACUUGGCCAACGGCGAAGACCACAAUCGACCAGCUGUGCGUUGUUUUGGGCCCGCCAACGACGGUGUCUCUGUUGACAUGACCACUUGCUCGGCCGACUAGACGUCAUGGGGUACACGGGAGGCGGCGGCGGCGGUGGUGGAGGCGGCGGCCAGGGCAAACCGGAGUACGAGGCCCUGGUGGGCCGACAAGAAGCCGAGAUCCGUAUGCUGGAGGUGAUGCGGCGCUGCGUUACCAGCAAGCUCAAGUGCGACCGCGAAUACGCAGCCUCGCUGAGCGCCGUGUGCGCGCAAGGCUUGAAGUGCGACCCAACCACCGGCAGUCUGGUUGCCGGCGCGUGGAAGCGGUUGCUGGACGAGCUGGACGCGGCCAGCCGGGCCAUCCGCGGCGUCUGCGACCGCAUCGAGAAGAACACGCUGGACCGGAUCGCCAACAUUUGCGCGGAGAAAAGGAAAGCGAAAAAGGCCUACCAGGACGAGUACAACAGGAUAUCGCUGCAGUACAACAAUCUUAUCGACGAGCUGGCGAGGAAAAGAGCCGACUACACCAAGCACCUAGAAAUAUACCGUUCGAUGAGAUCAAGAUUUGAAGAACACUACAUCAAAAGCGGACGAGGAGGCAGAAAGCUGGACGACGUCCGAGAGAAAUACCAAAGAGCUUGUCGACGUUUGCAUCUGGUGCACAACGAAUACGUUUUGUUGAUCGCCGAAGCCCAAGAGUCGGAAAAAGACUUCCAGACGGUCAUGAUGCCCGCCUUUAUGCAACACCACCGACAGGAGUUGGAGAACAUUGUGGCGGACUGGAAAAACGCUUUGUCCGAAUUGGCCGCACAGUGGAACCCGGCGUCCGAGGAGUUCGUGCAGAUAGGCGUGCGAAUGGAAUCCUGUACGGACAUCGUUCAGCCCUGCGAGGAGUACAACGAUUACACUAGAAAGACUGACCGCGGUGACGUCGAGAUAACGUUUGACGACGCUCUGGUGCAGGACGACACGUCCGGACACCUGCAGGCUAAUCAGCUGGCCGUCGACAACCUGACCAUGGACUGGGUACGGAACAAAAUGACUGAGCUCGAAACCCGACUGAAGGAAUGCCAAGAAGCCAUGGAAACCAGCCUCCUUGACAAUAGUUCGGAUAACAAUUCCGAUUUACCUCUGAUCGAACUCAGGAGCGAAGAACACCGACUUCAAAAACAGGUGGAAGUGAUAAAAAAAGCGCUGUUCGAAAUCGGCUGCGAAGAAUUGCCGUCUGGCUGUGACUUACCGUCGUUGGACAUUAACGAUUUGGACAUUAUCGUCGAGGGAUCGCUGAAGAGGCCGUCUCUGGGAAACGUCAGCCAAGCAUCGUCCAUGAUGACCAUAGCCACUACACUGGCCACGUCCAGCCUGGUGGACAUCCUGCGCAAGCCUUUCCGCCGCAAAUCGGUACCGAACUCUGGUAACGGCGGUAACCCGUCGGCGGACAACAACAAUUCCACCAUGCAGACCGCCGCGGUGACCACGACCACGGCCAGCUCAGGAGUAGGUUCAAACAACAGCGAUAACGGGAACCACUACCAGUCCGACAGCAUGGACGGCAACGACGGGUCGGUCAUCGUCGACAUGCGACCGAUCGUCACGCCUUUGCCGUACCAAACGUUUGCCGACAACAACGCUAACAACUUUGUGCCUAGUGUGAUCGGUUCGUCGACCAAGUCGCUGAUCGAAGAAGAAUGGUUUCACGGAGUGUUGCCCAGAGAAGAGGUGGUCAGGCUGUUGACGAAAGAAGGCGACUUCUUGGUGCGGGAAACGACCAGAAACGACGAAAACCAGACGGUACUGUCCGUCUGUUGGGGAGGUCACAAACACUUCAUAGUUCAGACUACUUCUGACGGCGAGUUUCGAUUCGAGGGACCCUCGUUUCCUACCAUCCAAGAGUUGAUCACUUAUCAGUAUCAGAGCGCGUUACCGGUGACCAGCCGUUCGGGGGCCAUACUUAGGCAGCCCAUACCCAGAGAGCGAUGGGAGCUGAACAACGACGACGUGAUGCUGCUCGAGAAAAUCGGCAGAGGCAAUUUCGGCGACGUCUACAAAGCGAGACUGCGGUCGACCAGCAAAGAAGUCGCGGUGAAAACGUGCCGAGUUACCGUGCCCGACGAGCACAAAAAGAAAUUCCUACAGGAAGGUCGGAUCCUCAAACAGUACGACCAUCCCAACGUCGUCAAGUUAAUCGGUAUCUGCGUGCAGAAACAACCGAUAAUGAUAGUCAUGGAACUAGUCGCAGGCGGGUCUUUGUUGACGUAUUUAAGAAAUAACUCCAAGACCUUGACUGUCCUUCAAUUGGUCUCAAUGUGCCGCGACGCCGCCGCCGGUAUGAUGUACUUGGAGAGCAAGAACUGCAUACACCGUGAUCUCGCAGCCCGCAAUUGUCUAGUCGGUGACAGCAACAUAGUGAAAAUUUCCGAUUUCGGUAUGUCCAGAGAGGAAGAAGAAUACAUUGUGUCGGACGGCAUGAAACAAAUACCGAUCAAGUGGACGGCUCCUGAAGCCUUAAAUUUCGGAAAAUACACAACGCUUUGUGACGUUUGGAGUUACGGUGUUCUGUGCUGGGAAAUAUUCGCUAGAGGCGGUACGCCGUACAGCGGACUUAGCAAUUCAAAAGCUCGAGAAAAAAUUGAUACCGGCUACAGGAUGCCGGCUCCCGAGGGAACGCCGGAGGAAGUUUACCGGUUGAUGUUACAGUGUUGGCAGUACCAACCCGAGAACCGUCCGCACUUCGAUCGGAUCCACGCGUCCAUGGAAUCGCUGGUGAAAUCUCUGAGUCCGGUACCGCCUAAAAUGCGCAUCGUCGACGGUGCUAAGUCCAACGACAUUUCCAACGUGGCUCUGUUUAUGUUGCGCAUAUGACGACGACGACGAUGACGAUGAUGAUGAUCGAGGAUCGAUGAUCUAUUUGUUGGGAUUUGUUUCAUUUAUUUUGUUUUUUGCUAGGCCGGCGUACAGGUGGACCGCAUCGUCGUGUCUCCGGAAAUGGUAAUCAUGGCGAACGGUCAGUAGUGCAACCGCCGCCGUGUUAUGUUCUUCCGAAAUGUGAUCGUUUUUAAAUAUUAAUUUAUAUUAUAUAUUGUUACUCGUACCUAUUAUAGUAAUUAUUAUUUAUCACCGGACACAUUGUAUUAUUAUUGUUGUCGAUUUACAUAUUAUAUUUUACAAGUCAUGAUGUGUUGUCAAAUUUGUGCACGCGCUCGACCGUCCGAAAGCGACGAAGGCCUUAUACAUGUUUAUUAUUGUAUUUGUAAAUAACAUUAUGUGUUGGAUACUAAUAUCAGAAGUCAACAGUUGUUAAUACGACCGGUUAAAGAACAUUAGGAAAAUAUUAUUAUUUUUAAUAACGGUAAUAUUAUAACGUGAUAAAAGUCGAGACACGACGACCUUUCUCGUUUACAAUAUUAUAUACCAUAUUUUUAUGUACCUAUAAUUUACAUUAUUAUAAUUUGUUACCUGCAAUGUUACGAAAAAUUAUUAUUAUUAUUAUAUUAUAUUUUUAUUAUUAUUAUAUACGCUCAAACGAUAUGAUUUUUGGACUUUAUCGAAAACGGAAAAAAUCUCAGUCAAUAGGUGCUAUUUUACUUAUGUUAAGGAUAAGGUAGAACAAAAAAAAAAUAAUGAUUAUGAUACGAAAAAUAUUGUUCUAAGUAAUUAGAACUACACUAGUUUGUUGAUCUAAAUCGGUGCCAAAUUCAAACAAUAUGUCAUUGCAAAUGUCUAUAUUUUUACUGUUUAAACUUGUUUUUCUUUAAAAAAAUUGUUUGAAUUUUAAUAUAACUUCAAUAUAAUGUUUUACAUAGAAAUAUGUAUAUUUAUACAAUAUAUUAUAAAGAAAUUACGUUUUUUUUAUCGUCUUGUUGUGUCGACCUGUUAAAAUUUUAAUUUAAUUCUAUGUAUAUUAUUAUUAUGUUAAUCGAUAAAUUUCUAAGUAUAUUUAUUACGUUAUUCGGCCAGAUAAAUAGCAUAGGACGCUGUAACAAUCAAUCAUGUUUUAUAUUAGUAUAAAUAAAUAAAAAUACGGAGUGCUUUCAAAUCGAACCAUAAAUGUUUUGUACGUUUAUG